AUGCCCUCCGUCGAGGGCGCCCCAGUCUCACGAGCUGGCAUCGCCACAUCUGCCACGGGUGAGCGUCACAUUCCCUCCUCCGUGCGCGCUGAUGGCUCCGUCCGCAAGGAAAUCCGCGUGCGCCCGGGCUACCGUCCACCAGAGGACGUCGAGCUCUACAAAAACAGGACCGCUGAAGGCUUCAGGAACCGAGGCAAAGCUGGUGUCCCAGGCGCCGAGCCCCUGAAGAAAGAGGAUGACCCCGCCAAGAGCAGCAACACAGCCAACAAGAACGCGAAGCGCAGGGAAGCAAGGAAAAAGGCUGCUGCUGAGAAAGAGGACGAGAAGCCCGCCGAGCCCGCCGAGCCCGGAAAAGCAGCUGGGCCCGCUGAGCCCGCUGAGCCCGCUGAGCCCGCUGAGCCCGCGAAGCCCGUCGAUCCGGAGGCCGAGAAGGAGAAGGAGGCAAAAAAGCUUGUCAAGAAGCUGCGGCAGGCCCGAGAACUGAAGGACAAGAAAGAAAAGGGCGAAGGGCUGCUGCCAGAGCAGUUCGAGAAGGUCAUCAAGAUCAGCGAGCUCGUCCGACAGCUGGAGAAACUUGGUUUCGAUGCUCAGGGCGAGAAGAAGCCAGCUAAGACUUGA
Macroventuria anomochaeta is the source of this 618-nucleotide messenger RNA. RefSeq lists its product as uncharacterized. The coding region runs from base 1 to 618 and encodes 205 amino acids. Gene Ontology annotation, molecular function: RNA binding. NCBI's taxonomy places the organism in Eukaryota, Fungi, Ascomycota, Dothideomycetes, Pleosporales, Didymellaceae. The transcript has a single exon. The record is from RefSeq and is a predicted model, not a curated record. Gene Ontology annotation, biological process: exon-exon junction complex disassembly. Gene Ontology annotation, cellular component: exon-exon junction complex; cytoplasm.